Messenger RNA from Centruroides sculpturatus (bark scorpion), 1767 nucleotides. RefSeq names its product cleavage stimulation factor subunit 2-like (gene CstF64). The record is from RefSeq and is a predicted model, not a curated record. The coding region runs from base 106 to 1683 and encodes 525 amino acids. The transcript has a single exon. Gene Ontology annotation, biological process: mRNA 3'-end processing. Lineage: Eukaryota; Metazoa; Arthropoda; Arachnida; Scorpiones; Buthidae. Gene Ontology annotation, molecular function: mRNA binding. Gene Ontology annotation, cellular component: mRNA cleavage and polyadenylation specificity factor complex.
UAUUGGCGUUAUAUAACACGGUCGGAAGAAAUCUGGCAAUACUGCAAGACGUGUCGUGAACGAGAGAUUUUUAUGUUUUGUGAAAUUCUGCUGAAAGUUUAAAUAAUGGCAGCCAUACAGGGAGCUUUAUCGGCUGCCGAACGGUCUAUGAGAUCUGUUUUUGUCGGUAAUAUACCAUACGAAGCCACAGAAGAACAACUGAAAGACAUUUUCUGUGAAGUUGGACCCGUCGUCAGCUUCAGAUUGGUGUACGAUAGAGAAACCGGUAAGCCCAAAGGUUAUGGGUUUUGCGAAUAUAAAGACCAGGAUACGGCUCUGAGUGCCAUGAGAAAUCUCAAUGGUUACGAAUUUAACGGGAGAGCGUUGAGAGUCGAUAAUGCGGCUAGCGAAAAGAAUAAAGAGGAACUAAAAAAUUUACAAGCUUCUUUGGGUGGUCCUCCGGCGGAAAGCCCUUAUGGGACGGAAGUGGAAUCGAACGAAGCGCCAGAAUCCAUUUCUAAAGCCGUGGCGAGUUUACCACCGGAACAGAUGUUCGAAUUGAUGAAACAGAUGAAAAUGUGCAUCCAGAACAAUCCGAACGAAGCUCGGAACAUGCUGUUGCAGAAUCCGCAACUUGCUUACGCACUGCUACAGGCUCAGGUGAUUAUGAGAAUUAUCGACCCGCAGGUUGCUCUCAGUAUUCUGUAUCGUCAGAAUGUCAACCCUCCUUCGGUCUUGCCGCAGUCGAAUGGCGAAACCCAGCAGCCUGUGCCUCGGGAGACAUCCGGAACUCAGGCUCUGUUGGUCGGCCAGUCUGGAGCGUGCGGUGCUCCUCCUUUGGUGUCUGCUGUGGUUUCUGUUCCGCAGUCUUAUGGUUCUCCUCUGCCCGGACCGGGAACCCAACCUCAGGUGAGCAUUGGUGGCAAUAAGCCGCCGUUUUCGGCCCUUCGCACUUCCUUGCUCGGAGACAGACCUCCGUUGGGAGUGCGAGCCGAGGGACCGCGGAUGGGCGUGGUGCCGCCCUUUCCGGAAAGCAGGGUUCCGGAACCGUUCGAUCCCCGUCUGGCCAGAAGUUUGGGGGACAGAGACAUGAGACAGAAUCUGGGCGAUCGCGACAUGCGCCAACUUCCUUUGGGAGACCGCGACAUGAGGCAGAUGAUGGCCGAUCAGGACUUGCGUACUUUGCCUCCCGUGCAGGGUGUUACAGAAAGUCACGUUCCGUUUGAUCCGCGUUUUAGAAACGUCCCACCAGAUCGAGGUGGAAGUGGCGGGGCACCCUUCGAUCCCCGUCUUGGAGCGAGGGCGGCCGCAUUCGAACAGAGAGGUGCGUUCGAUGCUCCGAGAGGCAUGAAUCCAUCUCAGGUUAGAUUCGAUGUUCCAAGACCUAGCCAUCCUCUGCCUCCAAAUAUUCCCGGAAUGGGAAUGUCCACCAGACCUUUGACGGCUCUCAGGGGGGCUAUGCCCGUCACCACCGUUCCCACUUCUGGUAUACCACCUGUACAAUCUGUGGGACCGCGAAUGUCUGCACCGGCACCUGUACCCGCACCCGCACAACCUCCGGUAACCACUCCCGAUCAAGAGAAGGCUGCUCUCAUCAUGCAAGUUUUACAGUUGUCGGACCAGCAGAUUUCAAUGUUACCUCCCGAGCAGCGUCAAAGUAUCAUGAUAUUAAAAGAACAGAUAGCAAGAAGUGCACAGCCAUAAUUUAAUGUCAAUAAUGAAAAAUUUAAUUUACUAAAUAAAAUAAUUUUUUAUAUGAUUAUGAAAAUGUAAAGUUUUGUCUUUAAA